CUGAGCUGCUGCCCCCCUAGUUCUGUGCGUGGGUGCUGCCGACCUGGGGCGGGCGGCGCCGAGUCCCCUCUGCAGGGAGCGGGGCGUCAGCUGCGCUGUCCGCCUUCGGCUGCCGAAGCUCAAGCCCCGUGGGGAGCAGCGCAGACUCGGCUUGUCUACCUCCUCGACCCUCAAGCACGACCCCCUCACACCGCAUCCUUCUGCACGCAGGGGAGUUCGUCAGCAUGAGGGCUGCACUGAGAUUCAGGGAAACCCGUGGGACCCGAUCACUGCCAGGUUGCCUGGCGGUCCGGGCGUCUUCGGCCUCAUGACCACACAGCACUGUUUACAGCUGGAGGGACCCACACCGGUGGGAAAAGCACAUAGAGAUAUAUGUACACUGGGCACCCAUCCUCAAGAAAAUGUCAGGGGGUACCAGCAACGUGGCCCCCACUGAAGUAUCACAGAGCAGACUCCUGGUUUGUCAGGGCGUUGAGAUUCCCCUGAGAGCCUGGCUUUUCUCGGAUGGCUUUGCUGGUCAACGAAAGGGCCAGUUACCUUUCACCAGGAGGUUCCCCCCUGGUGACCAGCAUGAGCACAGCCGCACACAGCUGCAGGGCAGCUGGUCUCCUGGGGCCUCCUGAAUCCUCUCCACGGGCUGCCAGCCCUUGAUGUAUGGAUUGUGUUUGAGUUUCAAGCAGAGGCCAGGAUCCAGACUCCUGUCUCCCCCAGGCACUUAAAAUUAAAAUGCAGGCCCCUCCUCCAAUGCAAGGGCUGGAACAGGACAGGAAGAGGCCACUGCAGAAGUCCCCGCAGACGCCCCACUGUCACUUGGGUCUGUUCUUGUAAAGACUGAAACGGGUGAGUCGGGGAAGGAUCUGGCUUGUUCACUUCCUAGGUUAAUUUUUUAUAGGAAAGGCGACCAGAGGGUUAGGGAACACCCAAAUACUGAUUCCUCCCUGAAGGUGAAGGUUUGGGGGAUUGGUUGGGGAGAGUGACGCAUGCAUCAUGGGGUGAUUCAAAAGAAAACGGAUUUAAAAGAAGCAUCCGUAUCUCUAUAACCUAUAACUCUUCCACCAACCCUUUCGUCUUAGGUCAGAAAACAAUUUCUCUGUUCAGUCACAGAAGCCACUGGCUAAGAGUGGGAGGUGUAGCUGUCACUGUGCGUGCGGGGCCUUGGGGAAGAAAAGUACAACUAACCUGAUAGGUGCCCCUCCCUUGGGGCCCAUGAGAACUCUGCAAAACUGCUUUUCUGAACCUGUAAAAGGGUUCUGGAUUAAAACCAAAGCCACACCCUCCUGUUGAUUCCUCUUUUACUCUCAAAAGCAAAAUCUGUAAUAGGAAGAGACUCUGAAAGUAAUAGUCCUCUACAGAACUAGGUCCAAAACGCUCCUUUUGGGUUCCCUUUUUAAAAGAAGGUUUUAUGAAAAUCAGCAAGAGGUGAAACAUCCCUUUAGGAUUCAAAGAAAGCUCUGGGCUGCCCUACAGAAAGCUACUUGUCAGUAAGGCGGUCUCCUUACAGAAAUGGCCCACGUGAGGGGAGUCCAGGUUUCCGCUAAAGACGUUACAGCUCAUCAUGGGUGCCUAGCUGGUAAAGAGCCUCACGUUAGCUUCUAGAAUGGAGCAGAAAUUCAGGAAGUUGCUUGCUGCAAAAGAGAAGGUGACUCACGGCUGAGCUAGAGUAUGGGCCCUGGGGGAAUGAUGCUCGAAUACCUCUUGUUCUGAAGGGGGCCCCAGAGGCCUUGGCUCAGAUGGUGCAACAUCGAUGCCCGCUGGGCAUGGCCUCUAAGGACAGGCCUGAGACCUGGGUUUCCCCAGACCGGCUGCAGCCGGAAAACACCCGCAGAGGGAGUCGGGGCUCAGAGAAGAACAUCUCCGUGUGCCCGGGCCUCCCUCACGUUCUCAUUCCACCUGUGAGUUGCCGCUGCUGAGUAUUUCCAUUUCCCUCCCUCUGCUCCCCACCCUGUCUCUGCAGACGGGUGAACAUGUUACUGCGAGUGGCGGACACAUGCGGGCAGGGGAGGGGCUCGUGCUGGUGCCCGGAGCGUUGCAAACAGCACCAUCGUGAAGCCCAGGAGGGUCUCCUGCCUCGGAUCAGAGCCAGACAGAAGCGCGUUCCUUUUACACGUGGCUGGGCGCCCGUGGGUUCUCUCUCUCGGCCAGUGUAGUUAAUGUUUAUCCACCCUCACCCCCCGGGCACAGCUGUGUGGCCUCGGCCUGGACAGGGCCUGUGUCUCAGCCCCCAGCCCCUCUCUUCUCAGGCACUUGCUGAACCUUGGUCUUUUCCUCAGGUUUACGAAACACUUUCUGCCUCUUUGUGCUUCAGAGUUGUGUCUGUCUGUUUUUGUUUUUUAAUAAAGAUUAUGAUAUGGCCCAGCGUUAAGGGUGCAGACAGAGCUCUGCCUGUGUCCAUAGCAAGAAAAGAACAUUUUUGCAGGCUUCCCGUCUCGGCAUAAUGGCAUCGCGGGAGGUUUUGUGCAUGUGCAGAAUUGUAAUGCAAACCCUGACCGUCUGGGUCAAGGCCAAAGUCUUGCUAUUUUAAAUUAAAUAAACUAUAUUUCUUUUGUGUAUUUGGUAAACCGACUGCCGUUGAUGUGGGUGCGGGUCGGCAGUGCGGCUCAGACGGGCCUGUGCUGUGGGGCAGGUCCAGAGCUUUCCACACGGUUGGGCCCUGGAGACCACGUCUGUGUCCUUCUCUCUGGGCAAAUGCUGUCGGGUAGGUGGCCACCUGGUUGGUAUAGCCAGCUUCUCCUGAGUUUGCCUGAUAGAAUCCCUCGUCUGGGUUGGGGAGCAGGGGUGGUGGUGUUUAGAAUACAGAUUCCAAGGCCCCGUCCCAUAUGAGGAUCAACAGAGCCAAGUUCCAAGGACCCGCAGCUUAGGGCUAAACUCUCACGAGUGAGACACUCCAGAUACUGGGCCACCAACCAUGUCUCCCUUCUUGCGUGAUUCUAUCCCGACACCCGGUGACCCUCUGCAGUGGCAACUAAGGCUCCCCGGUGGCCGGGAACUGCUGGCGCACAAGGGCUCUUCUCUGAAGGAAGCAGCCUUCCAAAACCAGCCAUCGAAGCCAGCUGCCUCGUUCGGUGCAGACCUUCGCAGCCCUGCAGCCCUGCCAUCAAGUCUUUUUUUUUUUUUUUUAACUGCUACAUCUUGGGAACUUUGCUCCCAGAAGCGUUCCUUUUUUAUUUGUUCUACUUUCUGGAUUUUGUAAAGCUAAAAAUACAUCAACUGUCAAGAGGAUGAGAGGACAAGCCACAGACUGGAAGAAAAUAUUUGCAAAAGACACAUCUGUGUAUCUAUACAAGAUGAUGGAUGCUAACCUAUUGUCAUCAUUUCACAAUGUAUGUGAAUUGCCUUCACACUGUACACCUUGAACUUAUACAGUGAGGUGUGUCAAUUAUUUUUCAGUGAAACUGGGGAUUGGGGGGAAUACACAUCUGAUAAAGGACUGUUACCAAAAUAUACAGCGGACCCUUUUUUUUUCAAAUUUUUAUUUUUAUUUAUUUAUUUUUGGCUGCGUUGGGUCUUCGUUGCUGCACGUGGGCUUUCUCUAGUUGUGGCGAGUGGGGCCCACUCUUCGUUGUAGGGCACAGGCUUCUCAUUCUAGUGGCCUCUCUUGUUGCAGAGCACGGGCUCUAGGCAUGCAGGCUUCAGUAGUUGUGGCUCGUGGGCUCCAGAGCGCAGGCUUAGUAGUUGUGGCGCACGGGCUUAGCUGCUCUGCGGCAUGUGGGAUCUUCCCGGACCAGGGCUCGAGCCCCUGUCGCCUGCAUUGGCAGGCGGAUUCUUUUUCGUUUUUUUUUUUUUUUUUUUGCGGUACGUGGGCCUCUCACUGUUGUGGCCUCUCCCAUUGCGGAGCACAGGCUCCGGACGCGCAGGCUCAGCGGCCGUGGCUCACGGGCCCAGCCGCUCCAUGGCAUGUGGGAUCUUCCCGGACAGGGGCACGAACCCAUGUCCCCUGCAUUGUCAGGCAGACUCUCAACCACUGUGCCACCAGGGAAGCCCGGCAGGUGGAUUCUUAACCACUGCGCCACCAGUGAAGCCCUACAGUGGACAUUUAACACUCAGCAAUAAGAAAACAACCCGAUUAAGAAAUGGACCAAAGACCUUAACAGCCGCCUCACCAAAUAAGAUACAGAGAUAGCAAAUAAGCACGUGAAAAGAUGCUCCACAUCAUGUGCCACCAGUUAACACAAGUUAAAACAGCGAGAUACCACUACCCACCUCUUAGAGUGGCCACGAUCCAGGACAUCGACAGCACCAAAUGCUGGCGAGGAUGUGGAGGAACAGGAACUCUCAUUCACUGCUGGUGGGAAUGCAAAAUGGUGCAGCCACUUUGGAAGAGAGUUGGGCAGUUUCUUACAAAACUAAACAUACUCUUCCCAGCAAUCACGCCCCUUGGUAUUUACCGAAAUGAGUGGAAAACUUAUGUCCACACAAAAACCUACACACAGAUGUUCAUAGCAGCUUUAUCCAUAAGUGCCCAAAACUUGGAAGUAGUUAAGAUGUCCUUCAGCAGAGGAAUGGAUAAAUAAACUGUGCUGCCUCCAGACAAUGGAAUAUUAUUCAGCACUAAAGAGAAAGGAGCCCUCAAGCCAUGGAAAGACAUGGAGGAAACUUACAUGCAUUACUGAGCGACAGAAUUCGAUCUGAAAAGGCUGCAUGCUGUACGAUUCCAACUAUAGGACAUUCUGGAAAAGGCAGAACUAUGGAGACAGUAAAAAGAUCAGUGGUUGCCAGGGGUUGGGGUGAGGGAGGUGGAGCACAGGGGAUUUUUAGGGCAGUGAAACCACUCUGUAUGACCCUAUGAUGAUGGAUACCUGUCAAUACACACUUGUCCAAACACACUAUGUCCAACACCAAGAGUGAGCCCUAAUGUGAACUCUGGACUCUGGGUGAUAAUGACGUGUCAGUGCAGAUUCAUCCCAGGUGACAAGGGUACCACCUGGGUGGGAGGUGGUGAUGCUGGGGAGGGCUGUGCAGGUGUAGGAGCUGGGGGCACAUGGGAAAUCUGUAUCUUCCCUUCAAUUUUGCUAUAAACCUAAAACUGCUCUACGAAAAUAAAGUCUUAAUAUAAUUAAUUAAUUUAAAAAUACAUUGACCAGCCCCUAGAAAUGCCUUGCAUCUUUUUUAUAUUAAUUUUGUUAUUAAGAUGCAACUGGCGGGGAGGGAUAGAUUGGGAGUCUGGGAUUGACAUGCACACACUGCUGUAUUUAAAAUAGAUAACCAACAAGCAUCUACUAUAGAGCAGGGAACUCUGCUCAAUACUAUCUAAUAACCUGAAUGGGAAAGAAUUUGAAAAAGAAUAGAUACAUGUAUAUGUAUAACUGAAUCACUUUGUUGUACACCUGAAACUAACACAACAUUGUUAAUUACGCUCCAGUAUAAAAUAAAAAUUAAAAAGAAAUUUAAAAAAAUAAAAACAAUAAAAUUAUUACACUCUAAAAGAUACAGCAUACACAAACUUAAACAAUACAAAAUUAGCAGUGUCCUGUCCUGUUUCUUCCGGGCAACCACUUGGGAGGGUGUUUUAGCUACUCUCUCUUGCCUUGGUCUCCAUACCUUGAACCAGAUGCUACGUGCUUACCUGUGAGAAAAUGGAAGAAGCCUUUCCCGGCCGGCGCUGAGAGACCUUCCCGAGACCCUCCACUCAUUAGGUGCUGUGUACCUCUCCCCAUCCACCCCAUCUCCCCUCGGUGACCCUUCAUCACCUCUUCCCCGACCUUCCCACCAGCCCCCUCAUCCUGCUUAGGGAGGCUCUGAGCACCACCCAAGGCACAGUCUGGCCAGGCGACCCGGCCUGAGGGACUCCAGGGGAUGCAGUGAACAGUCCAAGCCCUCAGGCCUCCUCUCUGGAGUCCCCCUCUCUGGAGUCACCUCCGCCUUCCUCACCCCAGCAAACAGCACACCUUUCCAUGCUGGUGAUGCUUGUGGUUUCUCCCAACCCCAGCAAGCAAUCGUCUGACACCAGCUGUAGGACCAGCUGGGUGUCCUGCAGUUCAGUUCUGACACUGUCUACCUGGAGACAGCAUCAUACCCACAGGUGAAGGUCUCAGUCCCAAAGACAGUCUCCCCACUUCAGAUACCAACUGAAAGUCCAGGUUGUCACCUGUGCUUCUGCCCAACCACCCGUAGGCUGGAGAUUCCCACUGGAGACCCCCUCUUUGGGUUCGAUUAAUUUGCUAGAUUAACUCACGAAAGUCAGAGAAACAUUUUACUUAUUAGAUCACUGGUUAUUACCAUGGACAUAAUUCAAGAACAGCCCGAUGGCAGAGAUGCACAGGACAAGGUAUGGGGAAGGGACACAGAACUUCCAUGUCCUCCAAGUCCUACUCUCCCCAAACCUCUGUGUUUUCCUGUCCUUUUGGGUUUUUAUGGAGGCUUCAUUAUAUGAUUGAUUAAAUCAUUGGCUACUGGUGGUUUAUUCAACCUCCAGCCCCUCUCUCCUCCCAGGAGGCUGGCGGCGUAGGACUGAAAUGUCCAACUCCCUAAUCACAGGGUUGGUUCCCCUGGCAACCAGCCCCAUCCUUUGCUUACCUAGGGGCUUUUCCAAAAGUCACCUCACUGACAUAACAAAGACACUCUCAAUGCUGAGGAGAUUCCAAGAUCUUAGGAUCUAUGUGCCAGGAUGGGAUGAAGAGCAAAUAUGUAUUUCUGAUGAUAAAUCACAAUAUCACGGUGCUGCUCCCUCCUGCCCCAUGCUGUCCCCUCUCCCUGGAAAGCCCUUCUCUUCCCUUCUUGCUUGGCUCCCUGCUUCUGCCCUUAGCCAGCAGACACCCUGAAGACCACCUCCCUCUGCUCCAUGGCCUUCUAAGCAGACCUCUGAGAUGCCACGGUGUCCAUAAAGACCAGAAGUUCCAGGGACCACUCUACCUGGCCAGUUCCCCCAGAGCCUGCCCGGUUCUGGGCACAUUGUGAGACGCUAGGGCCAGCCCAGCAUGCACGUGGGGCUUAAGCCUUUCACAUCCAAAAAGUUAGAAGUUUGGGAGGAAGAGGUAAAUGACUUCUUUUUUUAAAAUAUAUUUAUUUAUUUGUUUGUUUGUUUUUGGCUGCGUUGGGUCUUGUUGCUGCGCACAGGCUUUUCUCCAGUUGUGGCGAGCGGGGGCUACUCUUCGUUGCUGUGCGCGGGCUUCUUAUUGCGGUGGCUUCUCUUGUUGUGGAGCACAGGCUCUAGGCAUGCAGGCUCAGUAGUUGUGGCUCACGGGCUCUAGAGCGCAGGCUCAGUAGUUGUGGUGCACGGGCUCAGUUGCUCCACGGCAUGUGGGAUCUUCCCAGACCAGGGCUUGAACCCAUCUCCCCUGCAUUGGCAGGAGGAUUCUUAACCUCUGCACCACCAGGGAAGUCCCUAAAUGACUUUCUGAAUGAAGCAUGUGGGUUCCCCCACCAAAAUAAACCCCAAAACUCAGAAUCACGUAUUGGAGCAGAAUCCAGGCUCCAUGAAGGAAAGGUUUGCCUGGUGUUAUGGGGUCAGGACAUUGAUAGUAGCUGACAGCUAAUGUUUACUGAGCUCUUAUUACAUUUGGGGCCAAGUGAGGUCACCCUUCUCAGCAGAGGCCCUAGUGACCACACAGGUUGCAGGCCUCCCAUAGAGUCGGCCCAGCCUGUUGAUAAGGCAAAGCCAUGCAUUGCUUGCAGGAUAAGGAAAAACACUCCCAACAGGGCCUUAAUAGGGUCUCAGAGUGGGAGGGACAUUUAGUGGGAUAUUUAGUGAAUUUUUUUUUUUUUUUUUUUGCAGCACAGCACAGCUUGCAGGAUCUUAGUUCCGCAGCCAGGGAUCAAACCUGUGGCCCCUGCGAUGGAAGCAUGGGCCCCUAACCCCUGGACCACCAGGGAAUUCCCUUUAGCAGCAUGUUUGAAGUGUGGUUUAAGGUGGGCCUUUUAAUGUGCUGGGGACUGGGCGAGGGUCACGACAUCCCAGUUUUGCAUCAGUGGGCAUAGUAGGGUAAGCAUCUGGAGGUGAAGAAUUUCAAGAGUUUUGGGUGGAAACUGUCACGAUGCUUUCUGUUAAAGAAUGCAUGGUUUCUUAAAAGUUCUUGGAGGGAAGUAGAAGUUACUUGUGGAAACAAAAAAAUGUUGCCCACAAUUCCAGUUCUACAAGGAUGAAGUAAUUAGCCCCUGACCUAUAGCAAACCCUGAAAGGAAUUCAGGAUGAAGUACUCUGUGUUUUGGGCACAUGGGGCCCAAGAUAGUUAAGAUACAUGUCUGAGAAAGAAUUUUGAUGACCCCAGAUUCUACGCACCUUCCCAUGCAUAGCAAAGCACUAAAAUCAUUAACUGGAGAUAUCUGUUUUCUGUGAUUAGCAUUAAUCUUUUAACAAGAUGUAGGCUUGGCUACAUGUAUUCCCCAGUCAAAAAAUUUCAUAUAUCUGCUCCUCCAAUACCUUUUUCGGAGCAGUUUCUCAGAGCUCUCUGAGAGGCUGUAUGCUGGGCCAUAGUCAUCAGUAAGAUACUGAAUAAAACUCAACUCACAGCCCUUACGUUGAGCUUUUAUUUUUUUCCAGAUGACACUUGCAACUUAUAGCUUUCUGGGCCAGUCUCCUGGGAGUAGUAAAGUGAUGCUGAUGAGGGCAGCCACGUCUUUACCCAGCCAUGUCUUGGCAGACAAACCAUGGUCCAAGAAAGGGGGUCAGGAGAGACAGGUGUGUGAACAACGAGGCUCUGGAAGGAGAGAAACCGGGUCAACCAGGCCUCUGCCGUUCCUAAUGGUGUCACUCUGGGCAAAGAACUGUGACCUCUCGUAGUCUCGAUUUCAUCUAAAAAGGAGAUAAUAAUGAAACUAACAUGAGACCCAGUGCUUAGUACAAGGACUGAGCCAGAGGAAAGCUCUACAAGACGCAGCUGUCAUUAUUCUCGGUUAGCUUUUCUUGUGUUACCUAAGAGCCCCUGAAGGGUCUACUACUUCCUGCCCCUUCCCCACAGCUGAAUCCUCCCCUCUGUUUCCAGUGCCCCAGGCCCAGUUCCAGACGGAACAAUCUCACACCUGCUCUUGUUGAGCAGUACCUAUUUAACAAGCAUCUGGGGAAUUUCCCAUGACCAUUAUGUCAGAGAUGGGAGCAGACUCUCCCUUUCGCUAACAUUUUCUGUAGCUUCUCUUCUCCCUGGCACCCAGCAAAUCACUGGAUUUGCCUGGACCUGUUGCAUCUGGGAGAGCUUCUCUCAAAUACCAGCAGACAGCGUUUGUCUCUUCCCUGUCUCGGCACCACCACCCCAGGAGGAAAAGCAGACGGGGAGCGUUGGGCGUCGGAGGGCAGGUGCUGUCUGAAGUUACCCAACCAGCGCCAUGAUGAGUGACAUGAGUGACGAGGAGAGCAUUGGGGACGCUGUGUCAGCCCUGGGGAGGCUGACACCAGUGCUUGCCCUGGCGACGCUGAUAGCUGCCUUUGGGUCAUCCUUCCAGUAUGGGUACAACGUGGCCGCUAUUAACUCCCCUGCCGAGCUCAUGAAAGCAUUUUAUAACGAGACCUACUAUGACAGAAUCGGUGAAUACAUAAACGAAUUCUCCUUGACCUUGCUGUGGUCGAUUUCUGUGUCCAUGUUUCCCUUUGGAGGCUUCCUCGGCUCCCUCAUGGUCGGCCCCAUGGUGAAUACAUUAGGCAGAAAAGGAACCUUGCUGUUCAACAACAUCUUUUCCAUCGUGCCUGCGAUCUUAAUGGGGUGCAGUGAAGUUGCCAAGUCAUUUGAGAUGAUAAUUGUGGCCAGACUUUUGGUGGGAAUAUGUGCAGGUCUGUCUUCCAAUGUCGUCCCUAUGUACUUAGGGGAGCUGGCCCCUAAGAACCUGCGGGGGGCCCUGGGGGUGGUGCCCCAGCUCUUCAUCACCGUCGGCAUCCUUGCGGCCCAGAUCUUGGGUCUUCGGAGUCUCCUCGCAAACGAAGCAGGCUGGCCCAUCCUCCUCGGCGUGACCGGGAUCCCCGCGGCACUGCAGCUCCUUCUGUUGCCCUUCUUCCCCGAGAGCCCCAGGUACCUGCUCAUUCAGAAGAAAGAUGACGUGGCUGCCAAAAACGCGCUGAGGGAACUGCGAGGCUGGGACGACGUGGACGCCGAGACACAGGAGAUCUGGGAGGAGGACAGGGCCGAGAAGGCCGCGGGCUUCAUCUCCGUGCUGAAGCUGCUGAGAAUGAGGUCCCUGCGGUGGCAGGUCAUCUCCAUCGUCGUCCUCAUGGGCGGCCAGCAGCUGUCGGGAGUGAACGCGAUCUACUACUAUGCAGACCAGAUCUACCUGAGCGCUGGGGUGAGGGCACAGGAUGUCCAGUACGUGACGGCGGGCACAGGCGCGGUCAACGUGCUGAUGACCGUCUGCGCCGUUUUCGUGGUGGAGCUCCUGGGGAGGAGAUUCCUGCUCCUCCUAGGCUUCUCCAUCUGCUUCACCGCCUGCUGCGUGCUGACGGCCGCCCUGGCUCUGCAGGACACAAUAUCCUGGAUGCCCUACGUCAGCAUCGCCUGCGUCAUCUCCUAUGUCAUAGGACAUGCCCUUGGGCCCAGUCCCAUCCCCGCACUGCUCAUCACCGAGAUCUUCCUGCAGUCCUCCCGGCCGGCCGCCUACAUGGUGGGGGGCAGUGUCCACUGGCUCUCCAACUUCACUGUGGGCUUGAUCUUCCCAUUCAUUCAAGUGGGCCUCGGAGCUUACAGCUUUAUCAUUUUUGCCAUGAUAUGUGUUCUCACCACCAUCUACACCUUCCUGGUUGUCCCCGAGACCAAGUCCAAGACCUUCAUAGAAAUCAAUGAGAUCUUCACCAAGAUGAACAAAAUGUCAGAGGUGCACCCAGAAAAGGAGGAGCUAAAGGACUUUCCGCCCUCUACUGCGGGGCAGUAACUUGAGAGGAGGAGCCUGUGAAUCAGGUCUGCGUGAAGCUUCCCUCCUGGGCUAUGAAUCCAGAACUAGGACAAGUCCGGUGUGGAAGGCAGGCCCUGAUGAGACUGUCGUAAGGGCUUCUGUGCAGUUCUUAAAGCCAGGCUGUCUCUUUCCAGGUUGUCCCAUCACCAACCCCAAGGCAUGCCGGGCAGCUGUCCCUCAGCCAUGCUGGGUCAGCCAUUGUGUGGCUCCUGGCAACACCGGCUCUUAUAAUGAAAGCCCUUACCAUGGUGUUGAGAUGGAAGGAAUCAAACGUGGCCAAAGAAACUAGUUCUUCUCCAAUCCCGUAGUCUUCCGGGGGCCACGGGCCCAUGUUCAGGGUGGAAUCCAUCCUCUUGUCAGAUCCAUCUCCAGAAACACUAGUUUUGAAAAGUAUGAUGUCGUGAGUGAUGAAGUCUAGGAAUCUGGGAAGCAGGUCCCUAUGGAGACUUUAACCAAGUCAGAGAUUAUUGUUCCCAAAUUAUAUUAUUAGAGGACAAUAGAAUUGCCUUUGUAUACUCAAUAAAACAAAUAUGAUCACUUUUCA
Messenger RNA from Orcinus orca (killer whale), 11350 nucleotides. It is a transcript of the gene SLC2A5, whose product is annotated as solute carrier family 2 member 5. The transcript has 12 exons. Gene Ontology annotation, molecular function: fructose transmembrane transporter activity; G protein-coupled receptor activity. The coding region runs from base 9256 to 10785 and encodes 509 amino acids. NCBI's taxonomy places the organism in Eukaryota, Metazoa, Chordata, Mammalia, Artiodactyla, Delphinidae. The record is from RefSeq and is a predicted model, not a curated record. Gene Ontology annotation, biological process: G protein-coupled receptor signaling pathway; fructose transmembrane transport; cell surface receptor signaling pathway. Gene Ontology annotation, cellular component: membrane.